AAGGAGUUUCGUGCUGGUUUAAUUAGUUUCCUUUAUUGUCCUGCCGUGGGGAUUAAAAUUUCUUGGGUCAGCCAGGGAGAGAGUCACUUGAUUAUGUUUUAAGCGAGAAGCGAACAGGAGUUUCAUUUCUCAUCUACGACAUUGAGGAGCCGAGAUUGGGGUCGACUCCUUUAGCCAUGUUGGCUGCGACGUGUAACAAAAUCGGGAGCCCGAGUCCUUCUCCUUCCUCUAUUUCGGAUAACUCUUCGUUUGGAAAAGGAUUCCACCCGUGGAAACGAGCGACGGCCAGCAGCUGUAGUUUGGGAUCCAGUUUAUCCUCGUUCAGUCGGAAUGGUGGUGGUUUAAGCGACUCCUUUGGCACGAACACUUCCACGGGAUCCAGUGCCUUUUCCUUAACUUCUGGUACUUCAUCCAACUCCCACUUCGGAAACGACUACUCCGUUUUCCAGGCUUCUGUUUCCAACAAUUCCCAAGAACCCAGCCAUCAGCCCAUGUUUAUUUCCAAGGUGCACACGUCCGUGGACAGUUUGCAGGGCAUUUACCCGAGAAUGAGCGUGGCGCACCCGUACGAGUCGUGGUUCAAGUCCUCGCACCCUGGCAUACCCACUGGGGAUGUGGGCACCACGGGUGCAUCCGCGUGGUGGGACGUGGGAGCCGGUUGGAUUGACGUGCAGAACCCGAACGGAGCCGCGCUCCAGACGUCCCUUCACUCCGGAGGGCUGCAGACUUCUUUACACUCUCCUCUGGGGGGAUACAACUCAGACUACUCGAGUUUAAGUCACUCUGCUUUUAGUACAAGUGCGUCUCCGCAUCUCCUGACCACCGGUCAGCAUCUCAUGGACGGAUUCAAACCCGUGCUCUCCUCUUAUCCGGACUCCAGUCCCUCUCCCCUGGGUGGAGCGGGCGGUUCCAUGUUGACUGGGGGUCCGACGGCCUCGUUGGCGGGCUCUCCGCGGUCUUCGGCGCGGCGCUACUCGGGUAGAGCGACGUGCGACUGUCCGAACUGUCAGGAGGCGGAACGGCUCGGUCCAGCUGGCGCGAGCCUCCGUAGAAAGGGGCUUCACAGCUGUCACAUUCCCGGUUGUGGCAAAGUGUACGGGAAAACGUCGCACCUCAAGGCUCAUUUGAGGUGGCACACUGGAGAAAGGCCGUUUGUGUGUAACUGGUUGUUCUGUGGCAAGAGGUUCACGCGCUCCGACGAGCUCCAGCGGCAUUUGCGCACGCACACAGGAGAGAAGCGCUUCGCUUGUCCCGUGUGUAACAAGCGCUUUAUGCGGAGCGAUCAUCUCAGUAAACAUGUCAAAACGCACAGUGCCGGGGGGUCUUCAGGGUCGGGCUCUGGGGCGAGCGGAGGAAAACGAGGCAGUGAUACCGACAGCGAGCACAGUGUGCCCGGUAGCCCCUCGUGCCACUCACCUGACCUGUUGCAACCUUCCGAGUCUGUCCCGACACCGGGUAUAAACGGCCGGGCAAACUCCCUCGAUUAAUCCCAUUCAAAAUGCACCUACACGAAGACUUGAAUGGACUAGAAAUCUAUUUGUCGGUGCGCAAAAUGUUGUGGUGUUCGUUUGGUAACUCUUAAUAAUAACUUUCAGUAAUAAAUUGUUAACAAACUUUAUAAAGUGGUUAAAAGAUCAAUAGUUAAUGUGCAUUCAUAGGUAUAUACGAAACAGUAUGAAUCAAAGCCUUUAAAACUAUCUGAAUGUACAUUAACUAAUUGUCUAGUAAGCUAUAUAUAUAUAUAUAUAUAUAUAUAUAUAUAUAUAUAUAUAUAUAUAUAUAUAUAUAUUUGUUAAAGUUAUUAUAAAGUGUUGCCUGGUGUUCUUUAAGAAAUAACUGUGUGGCCAUUUCACUUGGAUGUUGUAAAGUGAUUAAAUACACGAUUAAAAGGUAAUUUACAAAUUAAGUAAACCUGUUUUGGUCUGCACAGAUUAAAUGUGACACGAAUUUGGUAAAAUAAGAGAAUAUUUAAAAGGACAUGACUUGAUAUGUGCAUUCUGAUGGGUAUAUGUCGGAUAGGUUUAUUUGUUGUUAUGAAAAAGGGGGAAAAAUAUUUUACCCAUCAGUGAAGUGGCCUGUCAUUGUUAACAUUUUUUUCUUUUUCUCAAAACCAAACUGUGGCACUUUAUUCAUGAACACUACUAAAAUCCGAUUUCGUAAGCAUAAAUUGCCGUAGUGUUGAAUAGACAUUAUUUUUUUUAUUUUAUUUUUUUUAUUUUUAUUUUUUGGUCAUUUGCAAAUUAAUUUCUUUAAUAUUCGAAAAAAUAGUCUAUAUAUCGCACAUUGGUCUUUGUCAAAACUACAGACUACAAAUCCUAAAGUUUGUAUGAAAUGUACUUAUUUCCUGUUGCUGCAAAAGAAUGUACAUAUUGAAAAUAAAAUAGAAUAGAUUAGAAGGUUAUUCCACGCUGAUGUAAAAGUUGGGUAAUGUAUUUGUUCAAGACAAAAAUUUUGAAUGGUAUUUUAGUUGCAUAUAUUGACUCUAGUAAAUAUUCAAAACUGUACGGGAGUGUUUUUUGUGAAGAAAAACGUCAUAUUUAUCCAAGAGUUGGACUUGAUUUUUGGAGGUCUGUCAUAGACGCACUUUGAAAUGAUUUGUAAGAUUUUAAAUUCAGAAUUCAGUGUUUAAUCACGUUUUCUAAUUUAUGUAAGCAUGCACAUGUAAGGUGAGCGUUUAUUUCACAUCGUUUAUUUGAAAAAUUGGCUCUCUAAUUUGAGCCACUCAAUAAAGUCAACAUGGAUUCA
Messenger RNA from Myxocyprinus asiaticus (Chinese sucker), 2745 nucleotides. RefSeq names its product sp8 transcription factor b (gene sp8b). Gene Ontology annotation, molecular function: DNA-binding transcription factor activity, RNA polymerase II-specific; RNA polymerase II cis-regulatory region sequence-specific DNA binding. The transcript is spliced from 2 exons. NCBI's taxonomy places the organism in Eukaryota, Metazoa, Chordata, Actinopteri, Cypriniformes, Catostomidae. The record is from RefSeq and is a predicted model, not a curated record. Gene Ontology annotation, biological process: regulation of transcription by RNA polymerase II. The coding region runs from base 177 to 1487 and encodes 436 amino acids.